Messenger RNA from Stylophora pistillata, 723 nucleotides. Its product is annotated as DNA replication licensing factor mcm7-A-like. Gene Ontology annotation, molecular function: single-stranded DNA helicase activity; ATP binding; single-stranded DNA binding. Gene Ontology annotation, biological process: double-strand break repair via break-induced replication; DNA strand elongation involved in DNA replication; DNA replication initiation. Lineage: Eukaryota; Metazoa; Cnidaria; Anthozoa; Scleractinia; Pocilloporidae. Gene Ontology annotation, cellular component: MCM complex; nucleus. The record is from RefSeq and is a predicted model, not a curated record.
UCUUGGAGGGGGUACACAUAUCACUAGUGAUAUGUGUGCGGGGGUACACAUAUCACGGGGGUACACAUAUCACUGUGACAUCGGCUUCAAGUCAGGUCAGUACACCACAGGACAUGGAAGCUCAGGAGUAGGUCUCACUGCUGCUGUCAUGAAAGAUCCUCUGACAGGAGAAAUGAUUCUAGGCUGGAAUCAUGACAAGCCUGAAUGCACGAGUGUCUAUCCUGGCUGCUGCUAAUCCAGCAUACGGACGAUAUAAUCCAAAGAAAUCUGCAGAGCAGAACAUUCAGCUCCCAGCAGCACUGUUGUCAAGAUUUGACUUGCUUUGGCUGAUUCAGGAUAAACCAGAUAGAGAUAAUGACUUAAGAUUAGCACAGCACAUCACAUAUGUCCAUCAGCACAGCUCACACCCUCCAAUGCAGUUUACAUCUUUGGACAUGAACCUCAUGAGGCGCUACAUUGCUGUAUGCAAGGAAAAACAACCUCUGAUCCCUGAGGCUCUUACGGAUUACAUUGUCAGUGCAAAUGUGGAAAUGAGAAAGGAAGCCAGGACUAACAGAGACACAACUUUCACCUCAGCAAGAACACUCCUGGCUGUUCUGCGUCUUGCAACUGCCUUGGUUAGUACUUGUAUUACAGUACUUCCUGUGUCUUUCCUUCAAGUGCCUUAUUUUAAAGAGUUAUUAGACAGAUUGUGAAGGGUAACCUUUUCUCAUUCAAGUGCUA